This is a messenger RNA of Euleptes europaea (tarantolino), 2553 nucleotides long. RefSeq names its product acyl-CoA synthetase long chain family member 1 (gene ACSL1). The transcript is spliced from 21 exons. The record is from RefSeq and is a predicted model, not a curated record. Lineage: Eukaryota; Metazoa; Chordata; Lepidosauria; Squamata; Sphaerodactylidae. Gene Ontology annotation, molecular function: arachidonate-CoA ligase activity. Gene Ontology annotation, cellular component: endoplasmic reticulum; membrane. Bases 43 to 2163 code for a protein of 706 amino acids. Gene Ontology annotation, biological process: long-chain fatty acid metabolic process; long-chain fatty-acyl-CoA biosynthetic process; very long-chain fatty acid metabolic process.
GAGGCCUGGAGGCGAGAGGCAAGCAGAUUCUCACUGUUUCCAAUGCUGCAAGAAACCGCAAUGCAAGCUCACGAACUGUUCAGGCAUCUGCGAAUGCCAGAAUUUGGUGACGUCAGGCAGUACAUGCGCACCCUUCCAACAAACACACUGAUGGGGUUUGGUGCUUUCGCAGCGCUUACAACUUACUGGUAUGCCACAAGACCUAAAGCUCUGAAACCACCAUGCGACUUAGCCAUGCAGUCUGUGGAAGUGGAGGCGGAGGAUGGUCAGUAUGCCCGGAGAUCCUCAUUACUUGACAGUGAUGAGCCAAUAGUAUACUACUAUGAUGACGUCAGAACAGCCUAUGAUAUUUUCCAAAGGGGAUUACACGUGUCAAACAAUGGUCCCUGUUUGGGUGUAAGAAAACCAAAUCAGCCAUAUGAAUGGAUCUCUUACAAGGAGGCUGCAGACAGAGCAGAAUGUGUUGGCUCAGGACUUCUCAACAGAGGCUUCAAACCAUCACCUGAUCAAUUCAUAGGAAUCUUUUCACAGAACCGGCCUGAGUGGGUUAUCAUUGAACAAGGAUGCUACACUUACUCCAUGGUGGCCGUACCCCUCUACGACACACUGGGAGCCGAAGCAAUCACCUAUAUUGUAAACAAGGGUGACAUAGCACUAGUUUUUUGUGAUAAACCUGACAAGGCAAAACUUCUGCUGGAUAGCACUGAGAAAGGAGACCUGUCGGUCCUCAAAACCAUCGUGAUCAUGGAUCCCUUUGACAGUGAUCUUGUGGCCCGUGGAAAGAAGUGUGGAGUGGAUAUCGUUAGCAUGAAAGAGAUUGAGGCAUCAGGAAAAGCCCACAGACACAAACCCGUACUUCCCAAACCAGAAGAUCUAGCCAUAAUCUGUUUCACCAGUGGAACCACAGGGAAUCCCAAGGGAGCUAUGAUAACCCACCGAAACAUAGUGAGCAACAUGUCUGGAUUUGUGAAGGCUACAGAGAAAGCGGUUUUUCCUUGUCCAGAAGAUACCUUAAUCUCCUUCUUGCCCCUGGCUCAUAUGUUUGAGAGAAUUGUGGAGUGUGUGAUUCUCUGUCAUGGAGCUCGAAUUGGAUUUUUCCAGGGGGACAUCAGGCUACUUAUGGAUGACCUAAAAACUUUGCAGCCUACAGUGUUCCCUGUUGUGCCAAGGCUGCUGAACAGAAUGUUUGACAAAAUUUUUGGACAAGCAAAUACUUCAUUUAAGCGGUGGAUACUGGAUUUUGCUUCCAAGAGGAAAGAGGCAGAACUCAGAAGUGGCAUCAUUAGAAAUAAUAGCCUGUGGGAUAAAAUGAUCUUCCGCAAAAUACAGGCAAACCUUGGAGGAAAAGUACGGCUAAUGAUUACAGGGGCAGCUCCUGUUUCUGCAAAUGUACUGACUUUCCUAAGAGCAGCUCUUGGUUGUCAGUUCUACGAAGGCUAUGGGCAGACGGAAUGCACCGCUGGAUGUUCUCUAACAGUGCCCGGUGACUGGACUGCUGGUCAUGUCGGUUCCCCAAUGCCUUGUAAUAUCAUAAAGCUUGUGGAUGUGGCGGAAAUGAACUAUUUUGCUGCCAAAGGAGAAGGUGAGGUUUGUGUGACGGGGCCAAACGUGUUCCAAGGAUAUCUGAAGGAUCCAGAAAAGACUGCAGAAGUUCUUGACAAAGAUGGAUGGGUGCACACUGGAGAUAUCGGGAAGUGGUUACCUAAUGGUACCCUGAAGAUAAUUGACAGGAAAAAACAUAUAUUCAAACUUGCUCAGGGAGAGUAUAUUGCACCAGAAAAAAUAGAAAAUGUUUAUUCCAGGAGUGAACCUGUUGCGCAGAUCUUUGUCUAUGGGGAAAGCUUGCAGGCUUUUCUAAUAGCAGUUGUGAUACCAGAUCCAGAGGUUUUAUCCAGCUGGGCCAAGAAAAAGGGACUGGGAGGCUCCUAUGAAGAACUAUGCAAAAACAAAGAUAUCAAAAAACACAUUCUAGAAGACAUAUUGAAAGUUGGGAAAGAGUAUGGCUUGAAGUCAUUUGAACAGGUUAAAGCCAUUGCCCUUCACUCUGAAAUGUUCUCUGUCGAGAACGGCCUAUUAACGCCAACGUUGAAGGCAAAGAGACCUGAGCUCCGCAAAUACUUCAAAUCCCAGAUAGAAGAACUCUAUGCGAAUAUCCAGAUGUAAACUGAAGCAAAACUGUUGGAGAGAACAGCAUUUGCUGUUUGAUCUUCAUAUCUGUAAAUUGACUGCAGCAAACAUAGCAAAGGAAACUGUGCAAUCAUUAACUUUUUACGCAAAAGGGUACUCGACAUAGGAAUCCUGGAGAAAAAUGGAACACUGCCUUACUGUCCUCUGGUGUUGCAGACCAUUUUUUAUAUGGUGACAUACAACUUCCUCAAUGAGCCUUAAACUGUAAAUGGUAUCUAUGUGAUUUGUAAGUUAUUUAAGACUUUCUCAGCCAAAAAAGUGACUUGCCAAGGUAUGUUAAAGGGAUGUGUGUUGCUAGCACAUGUAUUGUCUGUAGUAUAUUGUACAUCUGGUGAAUUUUCCAAAGGUUUGGCCUCUGAAGGCUUU